Messenger RNA from Adineta ricciae, 5334 nucleotides. Lineage: Eukaryota; Metazoa; Rotifera; Eurotatoria; Adinetida; Adinetidae. The record is from the annotation of a GenBank genome assembly.
AUGAAUUGGUCUUUGAUCAUUCUCGGUUUGGUUGCGUUAUCAAGCGUAGCCAUUGCUGAAAAUUCGUAUCUUAUUAUCGCACCUAAACUUCUCAAAGUUGGGUUCGACAAUCAACUUUCCGUUUUUAUUGCUGCGGCUUCACAACCAGUUGAAGUCAAGUAUGAAUUAAUUAUCGGACAACAACGCGUCAGCGGUUCAACCACAGUCAAAGCCGGUGAAACACGUAAUGCCACCAUUACCCUUCCAAUGGAAUUUCCAGUUGGUGCUGCUGAAUUAAUCUUCACAGCAACUGGCGGUAUUCGUUUCGAAGAUAAACGUGACGUUAUUGUCUAUGACAACCGUUAUGUUCUUCUCGUUCAAACAUCAUCAUCCAGCUAUCGCCCAGGUGAUGAUAUGGAAAUGCGCCUCAUUGCUACCAAUGAAGAACUUCUUCCACUUGAAAACUCAGCUGCUGAAAUUGAAAUCUACGAUGCUAACCUCAAACUUGUUGGUGAAUUUCCAAUUGUCCCAAUUCGUUCUGGCAUUUCAGACACAAUUAUCUUUCCAAUUGGUGAACACUGCAAUGUUGGUACAUGGCUCGUUUCAGCUACUAUUGGCAAUACCACAUCAUCUGUUGAAGUAAUGGUCACCCGUCCAAUGACUCCAUCAUUUGAUCUUAAAGGUAUCUUCCAACGAUUCUUUCUCCGUACAGACAAAUUCCUUCGUGGUGUUAUUGAAAUCGACAACGACGAAAACGAACCAAUCUUCGGUCGUGGUUUAAUUGCCGUCGGUGCAAUCACUGAAGAAGAUGUUCAAAACAUGAUGAAAGAACAAGCUGAAAAAGCAGAAGAAGCUCGUCGCAAUCCAACACAAAAACCUAAACCAGAACCAGUUGCUGAAGAAUGGCGCAAAUGGAAAUCCCAAACCAUGGACAUUGCUGGCCGUAUUGAAAUCAACUACGAUCUUAUGACAUUAUUCAACGUUGAUAUCACAAAAGUCAUUGCUGUUCAAGUUUACGUUCAAGUCACCGAUCUUGAAUCAGGCCAAGAACGUUUCAUUCAACAUGUCAUUCCAGUGUUUUCACGUGAUGUUGUUUAUGACAUUCGUCCACUUGAAUUCGAAGCUGGAUUCGAAAACGAAUUCGAACUUGUUGCCAAACGCCCAGAUGGUAAACCAGCCAAAAUGGAAGAUGUCAUUGUCACACUCACAAUGAUGAUUGGUAAUGAACAAGGCAAAAUCCAAGAUCAAAAAAUGGUCGAAAUCAAAGAUUUCUACACACGUGGUCGCAAUGAUAUUGCUUUCUUCAAUGUUGAAAUCCCAGAAAACUGCAUUGGUCUUCUCAUGACAAUUACACCAUUGAGUGAAGAUGGUAAAGUACGUGGCUAUCGUACACAUGCUAUUCCACUUAUGCCAAAACCACGACGUGGUGUUAGCGGUGGUAAAUUGACAAUUGAACUUUUACCAGCAAUGACAGCUCCAGUUUCAACUGAUGCUUCAGUUAUCAGCUCGCAAAUCUCAACUGUUGGUCGUACAACAAACUUCUACAUUCAAUUAGUUCCAGCUAAGACAAUGAAGAAAUUUGAACCAUUACCAAUGUCCUUCGUCAUUUUAACCAAUGGUCGUAUCACACGCACUGGUCAAUUUUGGAUCAAGCCAACAAAAGAAUGCGGAUCAAUGAAACGUGCUAUCAAAACAGAAGAACCAUCAGCUCCAAUUUGUGUCUUCAACGGUACAUUACCAGUCGAAGUUACACGUGAUAUGGUUCCAUACUCAACUUUACUUGUCUAUACCUUCCAACCAACAUUCGGUUUCAAUGUUGCUGAAACAUACCGAUUCUCAGUUGCCGGUCUCUUCCAAAGUACAUUAACAUUGAAUGCUACAAUUGUUCCAUAUUCAUUCACAAACGCAAUGGUCGGUAACAACAAAGAUGAAUCAGUCGAAGAUUUCAGUUCAUCAGAAGAUGUUGAUCUUACCUCGGUUCCACUCUCCAAACUUGCUCAAGACAAAAAACGUAUCGAACUUUCAUUCACCGGUACACCAGACUCAACUGUUGGCCUCAAUGUUAUGGAAUACGAUGCCGUUAUUCAAGGUUUAUCAACUCGAAUGACCAAAGAACGUGUUCUCCAAUAUUUAACAUCAUACGAACAAGUACCUAUUCUCGGUAUGCCAGUCAUGACACCAACAGGACAAAGCGGAAUGAACAAACGUCAAGAUGGUACACAUGAUGAUGAGGAUGAAGAAAACGAUCAACAUACACGAGCUGUCUUAAGCGAAGAAGGUGAAGAACGCAAGAUGAUUCAAGAACAAAUGGGAUACAAAGUUCGUUAUCCAGUCGAAUGCAUGAUCUUCGGUGACUGCUCAUCCCGUCAAACAAAGACAGUCGAAGGUGAUGAUGCUUACACAACAUCAAACAUGGGACAAUUAUAUGGUGAUGUUCAAUCUCGAGGACCACAAUCACACUAUCGCCGCCGUGCUAUGAAAUCAAGCCAAUUCGAUGCUAUUGUUGAUGACAACGCCUACGUUGUUGCUACAAGCACUCCACUUGUCUUCAAACCAACUCCAGGCGCUACACCCAUGCGACCAGAAGAAGAACGACAAGAUAAAGACGAUGUUGAACUCGAACAAGGACAAUCACGUCAACACGGUACUCCAUCAUGGUACGAAAAAAUGCACAGCAAAUUGACACCAAUCACACAAGAAGCAUUCACCUUCAUGCAAUCAGGUUUAACAGUUGUUUCUGACUUCUCUGCAUUAAACCUUCCAGCUGAAAUGCGACGAACAAACUUAACCAAAUUAUUCUCACAAAUGCGUCAACGAUCAUUUAUUGAUACUCAAUCAUUCAGCGUUCGCGAUGAAGCUCGUCAAUUACUUGAAGAAUACCUCGCUGCAUCUGACUUGACCAUGAUUCCACCACCAGCUAUGCUCGAAGAACAAUCCCGCACUGGUUAUUACCGUUCAAUCUUCUUCAACACAAGCCGUAUUGAAGCUCAAGGUACAGGCAAAGUUGUUCUUCCACGAACCAAACCAUAUUCAACAUGGAUUGCUACUGGAUUCGCUCUUAACGCUAAGAAAGGUUUAGCUGUUGCUCAACCAGUUCGUCUUCCAACCAACCAAGGUCUCUACAUUCUCGGCAGCUUCCCAGAUCAAGUUCAAAUCGGUGAACGUGUUCUUUUGACAUACGGUGUCAACAACUACCUCGGCAAAGAUUUAACCAAAGUCGUCGUUCGUCUCCGUUCAUCAAGUGACUUCGAAAUCAUCGAAAUGAACCCAUCUGAACGUAGUACAUCAAGCAACAGCAAAGAUUACACAAUGACCAUUCCAACACUCCCAGCCCUCGGAUCACUCACACGUCAUAUCGUUCUUGUACCAAAACGCGCUGGCGUUGUCAAGAUCGUCCUUGAAGUUGAAUCAGAAUUCGGUGGUGAUUAUGAAGUUUUAACAAGCUACGUACGUGAAUCAGGUAUUGAACGUCAAGAAAUCAUUGCUCGCGUUUUCGACUUAACCAAUGGCAAGGAAUCAUCUGGUAAAAUUGUUGAAAAAAUGACCCCAUCACCAUUCCUUCGAUCAAUUCGAUUCUCAGUCUCAGGCACUGGUCUCGAUCGUCUCGUUGAACGAUACACAUCUGAAACCAACUCAUUGAUGGGUAUUGACAUUGCUCUCAUUCGUCUCUGGCGUUUAACUGGUCUUGCUCGUUACCUCAACGAAACAGCACAAUUACAAACACCACUUGCCAUGCAAGUCGCUGGAAAUAUCUCAGCCGCCUAUCAAAAACUCCAACUCUACAACGCUUAUGAUGGUUCAUUCUCGUUCAUUUCUGACCAAGGUGAACAAAUCUCAUCACUCUACUUGUCAACAUUCGCUUUCGGUGCUAUCAUGUCACCAUUCAUGACAGUCCGUGACAAUGUUACACUCAACCGUACAUUAUCAUACAUCUUAUCACGCCAACAACAAGAUGGUUCAUUCGAUGAUGAAGGUUCAUGUUUACACUACCGAUUCUGCUCAGGUGAAUUCCGUCGUGAAUCAUUAACAGCUCUUGUUUUAUAUUCAAUGACAUACAACAACAUCUCCGAAUACGCACCUGAAUUCAUCCGCCGUCAAUUGUACAUGGGUGAACAAAGUCCAGUCGCACGUGCUCAACGUUACUUAGAAUCACGUUUCGAUGCCGUCAAAUCAUCAAUGUUAACUACAACAUUAAUGCAAUUGGCUCUUAUUCAAUGCUCAACCAUGCCAGAAGACAAACGAAUGAAAAUCUUCGAAAAUGUUCGUGUUCGUGCUUUGACAACUGUGCCUGGCGAUGAAUCACGAUUCUUCAAAUAUACUGAAGAAAACAUGUUACCAGAAGAUGAAGUCUUAAUCAACGCUAUGAUCCUCUCAAUGUACAGUUCAUUCGGUGACAUCAAAACAACAUCAGAUAUGGCUCGUUGGAUUGUUGAUCAAAUCGACAAACACCCACAAUACGACACAGUUUUAGAUGCCGUCUUCCACACUGAAGCUUGGCUCCGAACUGACUGUCUCUUCCGUCGACGAUUCUCACCAGAAAAAUUCGCCAUCACCGUCGAUGUUUCAACUGACAAAGGACAAAAAUAUCAAUUCAAGAUUGACUCGAAGAACAUGGACAUCACACAAAAACUUCGUUUCACAUUACCAGUCAGCGAAAUCACCUACACAGUCAGUGGCUUCGGUGUUGCCGGUGUUCUCAUUCGUCAAGUUUAUGUUGAAAAACAACAACAACCAAUGAACCCACCAGCUCCAUUCCAACUCAAGAAUGAAUUUAUGCCAAUGCCAUGGCUCAGUGAAAUCACCACCCACACAUGUUUCACCUAUACACCAUCAGUAAAAGACAAACAAUUAGCCAAAGAUACAUUCAACCGCACAAUCGUCGUUGAAGUUCAACUCCCAACAGGUAAAUUUCGAAGACAAAUUGAUCUCUUAUCUAAUCGUGAUAUUCGUUUUUUUUCCUCAUUAGGAACACGUGUCAACCUUCGUCAAAUUGGAUUCUUCUUAAGCCGAGUUCCAGAAAUGAUGUACUUCACAUUUGAUACACGCGUCAACAAAUUCAACUUCUUCCUUACCGUUCCAUCAACCAUGUACGGUAAAGAAAUCUGUUUUGACUGGUGUCUCGAACGUUUAUCAUUCAUUGAUCAAUGGGCACCAAUUCGCAUCCGCGUCUACGAUUAUCUUCAACCUGAACAACAAUUAAUUCGUCUUAUGCCCGUCGAAUUUCAACCUAAACUCCUCGGAUACUCAUAUGUUGAAGCUAUUCACAAGGCUCGACCAACCCUCGAACAAUUAGCUAAAAUGCAACAAUCGGCACAUCCACCACCACCACCACGUCCAUCACCACCCCGUGUUUAA